Molecule: messenger RNA, 921 nt
Organism: Colletotrichum higginsianum IMI 349063
Lineage: Eukaryota; Fungi; Ascomycota; Sordariomycetes; Glomerellales; Glomerellaceae
Product: NmrA-like family protein
Exons: 1
Coding region: 1-921 (306 amino acids)
Molecular function (GO): oxidoreductase activity
Source: RefSeq, a predicted model, not a curated record
AUGACAACCAAAUCAGUCCUCCUUAUCGGCGCCAACGGCACACUAGGCGCCAAACUCUUGGACGCCCUCGUCGCAGCCAAGUCAUUCAAGCUCAGCGUCCUCAAGAGAGCCGGUUCCCGGAGCAAGAUCCCGUAUGCGGCAGACCAGGUGCAGGCCAUCGAGGUCGACGAUGACCUUUCUUUUGAGGGCCUCAAGACUGCUCUCCGAGGCCAGGAUGCCGUCAUCGUAACCUUCCGUCUGCGAAAUGCCGAGCAACACUUGCGCAUCGCAGAGGCCGCCUCGGCUGCGGGGGUGAAGCACUUCAUGCCCGCCGACUUCGGCAGCAUUGACGCCGAUAACCCCCGCGCUCGGGAACUCAUCCCGCUCUACCGCCACAAGCUCGCCGUCCGCCAAAAAGCUCAGGAGUUGGCGGAGGCAAACCCGGACUUCGCCUGGACCGGCAUCGUGUGUGGCCACUUUUUUGACUGGGGUCUCCAGAAGGGAUUCUUGCAUGCCUACCUCGACAGAAAGGAAAUCGACAUCAUCGACGGCGGCAACAUCAAGGCCUCAGCCUCCUUGCUCUCAAGAGUCGGGGAGGCCGUGGUGCGCAUUCUCAAUCUAGGCGUCACUGAUGCGACGAAGAAUCGGACGCUGUUCAUUCAGAGCUUCUGCGUAACCCAGAAUGAGCUGCUCCAGAGCCUCGAGAGAGCGACAGGAUCGACUUGGACGGUAAACAAGGUUGAUUCCGAAAGCUUCAUCGAGGAACACAAGAGAAAGGCCGACGCUGGCGACGCUGAGGCCAUCGAAGACCUCGUCUUUGCUGUCGGCCAGCUGGAUGCGGAUUGGACCAAGCGUGAUGAGUUCGCCAUGAAGACUUUGGGCCUGGAGGACGAGGACUUGGAUGCAGUUGUAGCGGACAUUGUAGCGAACUCGACACCCUAG